Molecule: messenger RNA, 2985 nt
Organism: Theileria orientalis strain Shintoku
Lineage: Eukaryota; Apicomplexa; Aconoidasida; Piroplasmida; Theileriidae
Exons: 1
Coding region: 1-2985 (994 amino acids)
Source: RefSeq, a predicted model, not a curated record
AUGGCCUGUAAAAGCGACAAGUGUGUCUCGGAGCCGGAGAAACAGAUCAGCUCAGACGAACAUCCGACACCCUUCAACCUCGGACCGAUGGGAGUGCUCAUGGUCUUCUGUAUCAUCAUGUCGCUGGCAUCCAGUCUGUACCACAACUGGCCAGCCAUCGAAAGAAUAUUUAUAGACGACAGGGUGUUCGACUCACUAUGCACGGAGCAGCAGAGAAAAAACGCAAUUCCAGGCUUCUUCGUGUGCGAUAAGCAGAGAGACGCAAUCGGAGACCUGACGCUGUACGUGUUCUUCUCAGAGUUCGUGGCCUUCUCGCUCUGCGGACCGCUGGCGGACGUGCUGGGCGUGUAUCCGAUCCUGAACAUCGGCUUCAUGGCAGGAUUCUUCGCCUUCCUGGCAAUCUAUUAUUUUCACUCGAACCUUGCAGUGCUUAAGCUGGCGUGCUGCUUUUGGGGAUUCUCAGGAGGCUCAGUGAUCAUCGUGUCAGUGCACUUCGCGAGAAUGUUCCCAGAUACGACGAGUCUGGCGGACGGAAUGAUGAUCUUCUUCGAAAACAUAUCAUCGGUGAUACCGAUCAUAAUAGGGAAAAUCAUGAAGAAGUAUAAGCUGACGUACUACCAGGCCUUCGGCUCGUACGUGGUCUGGGGGAUCCUGCCGUCGUUCCUGCUGGCAAUCACGUUCAUCCCCUCGAGAAUCGCGUCGAAAAACGAAGACUCGCCGGCGAAGAAGGAACUGGGCGAGGAGCUGAAGAACCAGAAGUUCUGGAUGAACCUGGUGGUGUACGCGAUCCCAGUGACGUCCUCGGUCUUCUACAGGAAGACGUUCUCGGCCUAUUUCCUGAAUAACCAGAGGCUGAUCCAGGUCUUCCCGAUCAUACAGCUGUUCGUGUUCGCGCCGACGCCCUUUGUCGCAGUGCUGGACCAGUUCCUGGGAAUACACCUGACGUCCUCGCUGCUCUACGUGUGCUACAUCGUGGGAUUCUGCUGCUUCAUGUACCCGACGAGAGCAUACGGGCUCAUGUCGAUCAUGUGCUUCGUGGUCGCACACGCGGCGGAGCACCAGAUCAUGCACUAUAUCAGCCUCUACCACCCGAACUACGAGUCGACGCUCAUGGGAAUCUCGUACGCAGUGGUGUGCGUGGUCGGAUCGAUGCUGGAGAGAAUGUUCACGCUGAUAUACAACAGGAUCUCGCCGAGGGCGGUGAUAUACAUCAUCUCGGGCCUGCUGGUGCUCUCGAUCAUAUACUCGAUCUACUGCCACCUGGACACGGCCUGCGGGAAGACGGACACCAAGAAAAUCACGAGUUUCAAGAUCAUAUACGUGAUCUUCUGGCUGAUCCCGUUUCUGAUGCUGUGUCUGGUCCUGUCGGUGAGGGGGCUGUACACGAAGAGGAAGGAGACGAAGAAGCCGACUGAUGAAACGCUGGCACAGUACCUGUACCAGAAGAUAGCGACGAUAUCAAUCACGUUCUACGCGUUCACAUUCUACUACGUAAGCACGGUCUUCCUGGUCCUCGUGUCAAUAUUCGAGAACUCGAACAAGAUGAGGGAGCAGCGGCUGAGAGGGCUCACGCUCUUCGUCUUCCUAAUCUGCUUCUUCGUGCUGCCGCAGCUGGUGGUCAUCGUGCAGUUCAGGUUCUUCAAAGGAUUCGUGAACAUCACGGUCUUCACCUUCCUGCUAUUCGUGUUCAAGGCGUCGCUAUUCGCGGCGAGGUACGUGAUACGGUCGAAGUACUUCGUGACCUGCUUCGCAAUCUUCCUGUUCAUGUACGGAUACGUCUUCUUCAUGUUCACGUACAUGCUCACAUUCUACAACAUGCAGAUCACGUUCGCGGAGAGGAAGUACAGGUCCUCGCUGUUGCACAUCGGGAGCACGUUCACUAUAUUCAUUCUCUUCAGGUUCUUCUACAGAGAGCUCGUUAAGUUCACGCGCAAGUACUACGUGCUCUGGGUGUUCACCAUGUGCUUCUACCUCUUCUUCGCGACGAUCCUGUACCUCUACUUCUCGUACGAGAUGGACAUUCCGUACACGUGGUACUCGGCGAACCUGUGCUUCCCGAAGGGCCUGAAGGAGGACCCGUCGAAGUACUUCGACGCCACGUGCGUGGGAGUCGUGUCGAACUUUGCGCUGACGAUACUCAACUUCGCCCUCAUUCUGAGCACGAAGAUAACGAAGACGCUGCACUGGCUGUUCCUGGCCCUGGUGACACUGGACUCCCUGGCGGCGCUGACGGUGUUACUGCCCCAAAACAUCGGCCUCUGGAACACAGAGACGCCCUGUUGCGUUAUAUCAGUGGCCUCGAUCAUCGUGUCUCUGAUCCUGAUGGCCCUGAGACUGUUUUUCAAGGCAGACACGACCACGGGAACCAUGGCGUCCACGGUACUCAUGAUUUCUAACUUUGUACUCCUGACACUGUCGAACAACCUGUGCUGGCUGAGGGCCCAGUACGAGCUGCAGAAAAAGAGCCUGUGCAACUGCUGCUGCAAAAACCUGGAAAACGGCUGCUGCAAUAACGGCUGUUGUGCCAAGAGAGCAGACGGCCAGUGCCAUAAGAAGUGCACGUGUAUAUCCUCGGACUGCAGGCACUGCCACCCCGAGUUGCAUCAAGAAUUACCGAAAGAAGAGAACGGACAGGAAAAGAACGGAGCGAAAGGUGGAGACGGAUCAAAUGGCAGCACCGGAGAAGGUCAGAACGGGGGAGCGGAAGAGAACGGGAAUGAUAAUGGAAACGGCAAUGGGAAUGGUAAUGGAAAAAAGAGAAAACCAGUGUAUAUGGCUUCAUGUCUGAGCUGCGAAAUAAACAAGUGCUCGAAGACGAUUUCAACCAGAGACAAUCACAUAAUAUUCUGUUUCUAUGAAACGGAGCACCCUGAGGUGAACAAGAAGUUUAUGCAAUUUUACCUAGGAUCUAUCCUCGGAUGGGCCCUAUUCAUCAUUUACAUGGGCAUUUCGAAGGAUAGAUACCAGUUUCACUCGUACCUGUAA